Molecule: messenger RNA, 3738 nt
Organism: Culicoides brevitarsis
Lineage: Eukaryota; Metazoa; Arthropoda; Insecta; Diptera; Ceratopogonidae
Product: myb-like protein AA
Exons: 7
Coding region: 212-3643 (1143 amino acids)
Biological process (GO): regulation of cell migration; actin cytoskeleton organization
Cellular component (GO): bicellular tight junction; plasma membrane; cytoplasmic vesicle
Source: RefSeq, a predicted model, not a curated record
AAAUGCACUAAAACUAUUGUACGCAAAAAUGCAUUUCGCUGAUAGCUUUUCAAUAAUUCAUGGAUAAAAAGUGUUCCUUUCACUUAUGAUUCAAAUAACUGGCAGAGGAGCAAAUCUUUAUGCAUCGAAGUAUUAAUCGUCAUCACACAUCAAACAAAAGUGCCUUUUUUUUACAACAAAAACAACGAUUUUUACAAUUUUAUAGUCGAAAAUGUCUUCGAACCCUCAUGGAAUACGAUAUUCAUCCUUUAACUCGAGUGUCAUGCAGCAACAACAGCAGCAACAAGCACAACAACAACAGCCCGUCAUGAUGCGAGUGCCGCCAAAGCCCAAACAGUACAUGAUGCAGCAGCAACAAAACCCACAAUCCGAAUCGGAUACCGAUGUGUCGACUUCCAACGAGAAUUUGUCGAAGGAGGAACGAUAUGUCAUUAAACACAUGGCACGUGUGGAGCCACAGGGACAGGAAAAUAUGCAAGGGGGCAAAGUUACGCCCGUUGGUGAUGCUAGUCAAGUUCGUUACGCUACCGACAACCAAGCUUCCCUUCGUUUCUCCUCGAACACCUCGUCAGACUCGAAUACCGUGCGUUACGCAACUCCAAACAGCAAUCGGAGCAUUUCCGAGACACGGGGCGUUGGAAAUCCCAAUUCCGUUGCCUAUGCCUCGAACAGCGACUCGAACCGAAGUUCUCUGAUUGCCACGAGCAACUCCAAUCGCAAUUCGUUGAAGGAAACAAAUUCGAAUCGCAACUCCUUGAAGGAGAGCAAUUCGAAUCGAUCGUCAAUGGAUGUCAGUCAAUCGUCGUACAACACGCUAAUUAUCCACGACGACUCCAAUUAUUGCGAAUAUUCUAGUCCGCCGCCAUAUAACAACAUGAAGAAAGAUCGCCCGCGUUCCUAUGGGGAGCAACAAAUGCAGGAAAUCACCGAAAUCCCGGAGGAAUAUUUGAAUCAAAGUCACGUCUUGAAGCAUUUGGCGAAAGAAGUCAAGUUGCCACGCAAUGAGACGCGCGAAAGUCGUCAACAAAGUCAUCAGCCGAGCACGCAAGACGAAGCUUGUGGCGGGAAUUGCAAGUUGCGCAGCAAAAGUCAACCGGAUUUGACGCGUUUGGGCGAGAUCGACUACGAGGAUGUCGAGGCAUUGAUGAAGGAGAACCAAAUUCUCAAGCAGCAACUGAAUAUCGCGCAAAUCAAGAUGGCAAAAACGCAGAAAUUGCAACAAGAGAUCGCCAACAUCCAUCGCGAGUACGAAGAUUUGGUCCAAUCGAAUGAGCGACGUGAGCGUUUGGAGACCGUUCAACGAACCCGUUACCAAAACGAGUUGCGACACGCACAAGAAGUCAAUCGCGCGUUGCGUGAUCAAGUCGAAGCCUUGCAAAAUCAACUUCUCACGAUGCCCAAUCAACUGGGUCGUUCGCAACAAGACGCCCUAAUCGCACAACUUCUCGCCCAGAACAAGGAACUCUCGGAUGCCAAUAAACGACAAUAUAUCGAGCUACAGGCGCAACACGCGACCUUGCAGGAGCAACGUGUGAGCAUCAAUGUCCUCGAAAAUGCGCUGAAACGCAUGGAAGAGGAAAACAGUCAGAAGCAAAUGUAUGUCGAGCAAUGCGAGCAACUUCAACGCGCCUUGCAUUCGAUGCAAAAUGUCACGUCGGGCAGAAAUACAGCAGACCGGAUGAUGAUGCUGGAUAAUUUCAACACGUCUGACAUGGAAAAUGCGAAUGCGAGCAACGAAGCUGCCAAUUUGAAGUGGCAACUGCGGGAAAAAGACUCGCAAAUCCUCAGAUUGGAAGCGGAAUGUGCGAAAUUGGAGCAAGAUGCGAAUGUGAAGAAUGUCGCGAAGAUGGCGAUGGAAAAACAUUCGCAGGAAUCGCAGGAGAGGAUCAUUGCCGAAGCGAAUAAAGAGAAAUUGCGGUUCUUGGAUGAAGCGCAUACGACAAAUCGGAAGGUGACGGAGCUUCAAACCAAGUUGAAAUUGGUUGAGAGUCGCAUGGCGGAAAAAGAUGCGAUGAUUCGAGCGUUGCAGGGACAAAAAAUUUAUGGCUCAACCGGCUCUUAUGGUUCCUACAAUUUCUCCGGCGACACGUUCGGACUGAAUCCCCUUUCCUACACAUCACAAAAUUCCUUUGAUGCCUCGUCCAACUCCUUCGAUGUGACAAAUCCGACGACAUCGUUGCUCGAUCCGAACACCUACGGACCGCACUCGUCAUCGAGUUUCAGUCAAACGGGCAGCAUUUCCACGACGCCAUACACCUCGAGCUACGGCGGUCAAAGCAAUCCGACAAUUUACGACACCUACGAUGCGCAACGCAAAAGCAUCGACGACCAACUCAAGCAACUGGACGAGGCGUUGCUAAGUAAGCGUGGUUUAUGCUGUUUUCCUAGUCUAACUAGCAAAAAAAGUGCUCAACCGUUACUUAGUGAUGAAUCGCUUCAGUUGUCAAGUAACAAUAGUGAGGCAUUUCUUCAAAAUUUGAAGCAACUUGAACAAAGGGGUCGCUCACGAUGCAUGCUUGACAACAACACCGACAAACCGGAUGAGAUGGUCUUGUUGGAGAAACAGGGACGAUGCUCGCAAAAGUUGCGAAACACAACGGUGGGAAAUUUGGCGCAAGUGACGCACAAUUGCGGACAAAAUAUGACUGACAUCAGCAAUAUUGGGGGCGGCAAGAAAUCGCCAUCGCCUUCGUCGAAGGUUCCUAAGAUUUUGGCGCAGAAUCUUCCAGCAGGAAUUUUACCUCCACGCAAGGAUCGUGGCUCGUCAUUGCCUCCAAGUGCUCUUCCACGCCCCCCAAGAAGCUUGAAACCGCCUCGGAAGAUCGAAUAUGGGCGUUUAGGACCGGAAACUCCUCCGCCGCCUGACUUGAAAAAACGCUCGCAAACGCCUCCAACGCCCACAAACCCAACCAUUGACUUUGAGAAGCAAUUCGAGAUGAAAGCGUCGUCGCUGAAACGUCAACCGUACGGAAAUCGCGAAUUUUCACCCGCCAAAAAUUACAUGGAAAUGAAGGAAUCUCUCAAAUUCAACCCCAAACCGCAAGAUUACAACAUGAUGAAGCAUCGCAACUACGGAGCAAUUUAUUCGGCCAAACAAGACUCCAAAUUCGGCUUCAAACCGGAUUUUUCAACGCGAAACUACCAACGUCUCGAUGACACCCGCAAAGCAUCGUUACUCCCGAAUCCACGCAAAGUAUCGCCGAUGCCGCAAAAUGACUCCGCGACAAACGAAAAGCAAAAAAACUCCCGUGACUCCCUGAAUUCCGCGAAUUCCAGCGGAUCGAAUACCUCGACGACCACGACGCCAAUCCGAUCGAGUCCGUGUCACGGCAAAUCUGACUCGAAUUCGAGUGCGAGCAUCACGUAUCACAACGUUCGGAGUCAGUAUUCGCCGGGAAAUGGCGCUGGAGGGAUUUUGAUGCCGAUGCCAUCGAACAAGCAAUCUUUCCUCACGUCGGCCAAGAAUAAAUUUCAAGGGCAUCAAGUGCAGAGCAACAAAUCGUCGUCGUUGCCGAGUUCGAGUAUUUUGCAUGCAAAAGCAACGGCUACGGCAUCAUUGCCGCCUGCUAAGCCCGAUAAUGGGAAGAAUCAACGAGGUCACAGUUUGGCAAGGGGCGAGAACAAGUACAGGAUACAGUUUUGAAUUGGAGGCAUUUUUACGAGUAGAAGAACUUUGUUACGAAAAAUGUAUUUUAUUAAUGAAGACGUCUCGCUCUCUUGAGUAUUUAAAGCGAGAAA